This is a messenger RNA of Moesziomyces antarcticus, 3261 nucleotides long. RefSeq lists its product as uncharacterized. The record is from RefSeq and is a predicted model, not a curated record. Bases 1 to 3261 code for a protein of 1086 amino acids. The transcript has a single exon. NCBI's taxonomy places the organism in Eukaryota, Fungi, Basidiomycota, Ustilaginomycetes, Ustilaginales, Ustilaginaceae.
AUGCCGCGAUUCACACCAGAUCCGUCCACGCGCUAUCGUCGGCCGGCGAAGGCUGCGUCCAAGUCCAAGUCCAAGACGAAGAAAAAGAAGAUGGAUGCUCCUCGUCCUGGCUCCUCAUCCAAGGACAAGUCCAGGCAGCCCCUACCCAAGGAGGUCAACGCGCCUCACCAGCCCACACACUCGUCCAAAGGCAAGCAAAAGGAGGUCCAUUCCGAUGGCACUCGCUCCUCCUCAUCCCAACACCUCCAAGCGAGAGCGCAAGUACCCGACGCUGCGUCUGUACCGCCAUUGUUCGCCUCGAGCUUCUCCUCGUCGGUCUCGGCUGUGCCCUCUCCCACCGCAACCACGACCGCAGUCUCCAAUCCCAUCGCCGACAUCCGUCACAACACUCCCCUUCAGAUCUGCAUCGUCAUCGGCGCCGUCGUCAUCACAGCAACGCUCUCCGUCGGCCUCGCCUGGAUUCUCCGCAUGGUGUGCUGCUCAUCCGAGCGAAAGGCAAGGCGACGCCGGAAACUCGACCGCUCCACCUGGAGCCCCUCGGCCCUCGCCUCGGCCAAGGCGGAUGCCGAAAAGUCGGGCGAACGCCUCUCAUUCGACAGCGUCACCGUCACAGGCGACGACCAAGAUCUAGAGCGCAAGGACGCCAAGAUCGACGCCCUCUUCGCCGACGCCACCAACGACGGCCAUCUCGGCGAAUCGAUGCCCGUGCUCGCCUACACCGACGCCCUAGCCAACAAGCCCGACGCCCUAGCCAACAAGCCCGACGCUCCCAAGAGCACAUGGAACGGCAAAGGAUGGACCCUCUUCGAUCCCCCCGUCGACAGCGUCCAGCCGCCCCCGCCAGCAGCUGUCAACCCUACCAGCCAAGCCGCUGGCGGCGGCAACUAUGGCGCCGCCAGACAGGAGUUCGCCGACUGCGACGUUGGCGGAUUCACCUGGCCCGCCUCCGUCAACCGACAGCCCAGCUUCAUCGAGAGACUCGUCCAGAGACACCACCAAUCCUCCGAGCUUCCCACCGCCGCGCCUCUCCCUUACCCCUUCCAGCCAAAGCCGCCGCAGCCAGCCUCGCGCAUGGCGAGCUUGGGUGGAGCUGCCAAUCGUGCCGUCAUGAACAUGCUUCCCGUCACGCUCCGAAACGCAGCCACCACCGCCUCCAGGCAGAGGGCUACGCGCAAGCGCUACAACGACAUGCAGCCCUACCUCGACAGCGACUUUGAAGGCACCAUCGGCGGCAAGGACCGCGAGCUGCCCAUGGCACGCCGUCUCCGCCGCACCGAGGAUCGCUUCGCAGUCGACUACACCACCGAAGAGGAAACCGCCUCGCCUCUCGAUGACGCCAACUUGCCCACCGGCCCCGCCGCCGACCAUCUGCGAUUCCCACGGGUCAAUGCGCUCAUCGUGCCCGACACCUCGAUGGCACUCCUCAGCGCCAACGCUCAGCGGCCCGAGUGUACGCCCGGCCUCGCAGGCGUCGGCGCCGCCUGGUCCAGGCGAGGCUCGCAGCAGUCUGCGCUCGCAGCUCCGUUUGCGCCCGUCGUCAUCAAGUCGGCCGCAGCCGCUCAGCACAUCCCCAAGAUCAUCGAGCCCAACCGAGCAUCCAUGCUGCCUUUCCCCGCCUUGGAGGGCGACAAGCGCACCCGGCUCGUGGGCAGUGUCGGGCGCUGGCUCGGCCAGGUCUCCGAGGCGGGGGAGAUCGCCGACCCCUACACUGCGCUCUCGCCUCGCCCCGAUCGCAAGCUCACCAAGAACGGCAGCUUGCGCAGCACCUAUACCUCGACCACGCUCGCCGACUCGGCGGCAUCCAACUCGGAGACCCAGGUGGACGCAACCAGCACCGAAGCCUCGGGCAGGGCCGAGCGCCUGCUCCAGCGUGUGGACGCGGACCAGGCCGAACACGACCGCCAGCAGCGCCGUCUGCUCCGCAAGGCGCGCAUGUUUACGCCUGCUGCAAACGCACAAUCUGCCCCUGUAGAUGCAGACCGAGCUGCCGAGGACCAAACAGCGGCUGCCAACCUCAGCCGCGCUCCGAGCAUCCGUCCCCAGUUCUUUGCCACCACCGACCUCAAGAGCUGGCUCGAGCCGAGCAAGGUCUCCACCACGCACGGCUUCAAGGUGCUGGAAGAGCAGGAUGCGGCCAGCAGCGUGGCGGCCGAUCCCUUUGCGUCCGACGCCGAGUUGCCGCGGGCUGCAACGAGGAAGCUGAACAAGUACGCCUCGUACGACUCGCUGGCCUCGGAUGCGCGUGUUCCCAAGGCCAAGCUGCGAUCGUCGGGCUCCAAGCAGAAUCUGCGCUCGCCCGUGACGGCGACUGCUCGCUCCGGCGCACGUGGCGCCAGCAAGCAGAAGCGCGAGACGCUGCGCUCCAUCAACACGCGCCUUGCCAAGAAGGCGAGCCAGGAGGCGCUGCCAUCUGCAUGCCAGAGCUCCGCUGGCAUCACGGUGGUGUCGUCUGUUUUUGACGAGGCGUUUGCAGCUGCCAACGCCAGGACGAGCGCGCCGAAAGCGCCACGUCGAUCGACGCAGGCUGCGGAGGAGGCCAAGGCGCGAGCCAAGGCCGAGGCGGAUGUGGCGAUGCGUGAUGCUUGGCGCCGACGCAGGAUGCUCUCCAUCAGCUCGCGCGGCAGCCAGCGCACUCGCUCGACGCUGCGCACGACCGAGCAGGGCAGUGCUGCGCUCAGCCGCCAGGAGAGCAUGCUCUCGGCGCCGAGCAUGUACUCGGAGCUCACCGCGCCGUCCGACUACCAGUUCCAAGCGCCGCUGCUUUCCGCCGCCGGAGGGGACGCAGCCCUCGCCGUUUGCGAGGAUAAGCUCGACGCUGAAAAGGCAGCCAAGAAGGCAGCCAAGAAGGCAGCCAAGAAGGAGGCCAAGAAGGCGGCCAAGAAGGAGACCAAGCGUGAGCAGAAGCGCGCAGAGCGCCAGCUGGCUCGAAACGCAGCGGCCGAGGCGGAGGCGCGCGCGCUUGCCCAGCAGAUGUCGGUGCGCCGCACGAUCCGCAAGCAGCGCUCGGCGUCGCUCGGUGCCGUGAGGACGCAGAUGGCGCUGGGGAACGCGGCUGCUGAUUCGCACGUGCCGGACUCGCCAUGGACGUCGAGCGACUCGGACAUCAGCGUGCGGCGAUGGGGCGAGGCGCGUGGCGAGGACGCCGUGCGGGUGCCUAGUGCCGCUUCCAUGGCAGCACGCCGACGAUGGGCGCCGCCCCAGCCGCGUGCCAUGAGCCACCACUACGGCAUGCGCAGCGACGAGCUGCGCGAUCUGUGCUAG